This is a messenger RNA of Austrofundulus limnaeus, 634 nucleotides long. RefSeq lists its product as uncharacterized. The record is from RefSeq and is a predicted model, not a curated record. Lineage: Eukaryota; Metazoa; Chordata; Actinopteri; Cyprinodontiformes; Rivulidae. Gene Ontology annotation, molecular function: nucleic acid binding.
GACUACACUUCUAGAGGUUUAACAGCAGAACAACUACAAUCCUCUGAUUGGUUCACAGGACCAGCUUUUCUCUGGAAAAAGAACCUGCCUGAUAGAGAGGCCAAGGUGGGAGAGAUUAGAGAAGAUGACCCAGAACUUCGUAAAGUCUUUGUGUGUACCACUAAUGCCAAAGAAGAGCAAACUAUUCUUGACAGAUUUGAGAAAUUCUCAGAAUGGUCCAGAUUGAUAAGAGCACUUGCAGUCUUGAGAAAAAGGGUCAAGGAAUUUAAAGGCGAAAUACAAAAGGGUAAAGAAAGUACAAGUUUAGAAGAGAGAAAACAAACAGAGCUGUUUGUCAUUAAACUUGUUCAACAGAAAGCUUUUUCUGAAGCACUGAAGAGUCUGAAAUCAAAGGAAACUGUUUCCAAGACCAAAGACCAUGAACUGUACAAGCUAAGUCCAUUUCUGGAUGAGGAAGGCAUACUCAGAGUCGGAGGACGUUUGAGUAAAGCAGCGUUACAUACACACGUGAAGCAUCCAGCAAUACUCCCAAAGGACAGUCAUAUUUCAACUUUAUUGAUAAGACAUUUUCACUCUAAGGUUCAUCAUCAAGGUCGUGGAAUGACUAUGAAUGAGCUGCGGGCUAAUGGUUGGU